Molecule: messenger RNA, 1702 nt
Organism: Neurospora tetrasperma FGSC 2508
Lineage: Eukaryota; Fungi; Ascomycota; Sordariomycetes; Sordariales; Sordariaceae
Exons: 2
Coding region: 109-1479 (456 amino acids)
Biological process (GO): conjugation with cellular fusion; Golgi to plasma membrane transport
Cellular component (GO): exomer complex; trans-Golgi network
Molecular function (GO): protein dimerization activity
Source: RefSeq, a predicted model, not a curated record
UGAAAUCCAGGGUCGAAGCUGUAGCUACCUCUACACAUCUUCCCAAGCUUGACGACCUACCUCUCUCUACUUACCAACAAUCCGGCCACAUCCCCAUCGCGAACCAUCAUGCUCGUCUCCCUGACCGUCGGCAAGGUCGACGCCGGCGUCACCGUCCUCCUAACUCCGGAUAAGCGACUAAUCGAGUUCCCCUCCAUCCUCCUGCCCCCCGACAUCUCCUCGGGCUCCAUUGUCGACGUCACCGUUGCCCGCAACGUUGCCUCAGAAGACGAAGCCGAACGCGCCUUCCGCGCCCUCCAAGACAAGAUCUUCAACGCCCUCGGUGCUGCCGAGCCCAAGGCUCCCAAUCUCCGCUGUCGCAAUGCCACCCAGACCAGCGUCGUCCUCGAGUGGGACCCCAUCGAUCUCGCAACCGCCGACCUGAUCAGCCUGGCCCUCUAUCGCAACGGCCAAAAGGCCGGCAACAUUCCCAAACCAACCGCCAUGCACUCGACCAAAAUUUCGGGCUUGGCUGUCGACACCGAGUACACAUUCCACCUGGUACUGCGCACAACGGCCGGCACCCUGGCCAGCGACAAGGUCGUGGUCCGCACACACAAGAUGACGGACCUCAGCGGCAUCACCAUCACCACGGGCAUCCUCCCUCCCGCACUCAGGGAGUCUCUGGCCCGCUCGGUGGACCGGAUUGGCGCCAAGCUGGUCGACACCGUUAGAAUCGAUACCACGCACUUUGUCACCACCGAGGGCCGGGGCGUGCAAUGGGAGAAGGCGAACGAGCUCAACAUCCCCGUGGUCAGGCCCGAGUGGGUGGAGGCGUGCGAGAGGAACGGCAGGAUCCUGGGUGUCACCAAGUUCUAUCUGGAUGCUGUCCGCGUUGGCAUGGGACCGUCGGCGGCGGAUAUGGGAGGAAGCCCACCAAUGCAGCAUAAUAGGAGUGUGUCUUCUGCGUUUUCACACAAGGAAUUGCCGCCGCAGCCAUCGCCGCCAGUCCCUCAGCAGCAGCAGCAACAACAACAACAACAACAGACGAGCCCGCCACCUACAAAUGGGGUACGCAGUCCUGAUGUGAACAAGCCUACACCACCACCGCCUGCUGAGCCCGAGCCCGAGCCGGCGCCUGAGCCGGUGUUGGUGCCAGAGCAGAAGCAAGAGGAGGAGUUACAGCCGGUAGCACUUGAGCCUAGUGUGGAGGCGACAACGACAGAGGUGCAGCAAGAGGACGAUACUGGAUCCGAGAAAGGAGGCGACCAGAGUGAUAUAGCGUCUGAACCAGAAGACAAGGCUAUACAAGACGACGAGCCAAAGGUGCUUGACCAUGCAAAGGAGGAGCAAGGUCUGCCAGUACGACUUGCUUCUCCAGUGGAAGAUGCCGAGGUGAGCAAAGAGGGCGAAGAUGAAGACGAGGACAAGAACGACAGUCUGAAUCCCAAGGGAGGGAAAUCAUCUGAUGGAGCGUCGUUUCAGGAUGUUGCCCUAUGACAGCUGAAGGGUUGAGACGAGGCUGAAACGAAGGAUAACGAGGACCACGGACAGAGGGUUAGAAAGACCCAUGUACGAUUAAUAUGCAGUCUAUGUGAGGGUUAUCACAGCUGGGGGGGUAAAGAAGCGCGAGUCUGGCUGGGCUAGUCUACUUCAUGGCGGAGGAUAGAACUUUGAUGAUGGAUCACGAUUGUUACAGUUAAUACACUUUACUUCAUCCUCA